Molecule: messenger RNA, 651 nt
Organism: Emiliania huxleyi CCMP1516
Lineage: Eukaryota; Haptophyta; Isochrysidales; Noelaerhabdaceae
Exons: 3
Coding region: 11-463 (150 amino acids)
Cellular component (GO): mitochondrion
Source: RefSeq, a predicted model, not a curated record
CCUUUACAGCAUGCUGCGAGCCCACUGCGACCGGGCUCCGCCGCGCCGCGCCGCACUGCUGUACACGGCGCAGCGGCACGACGAGCUUCUCUUCACAGCGCAGCUCUCGCGCCUGGCGCAGCGCCUUCCGGGCCAUACACGCUUCAGGCUCGGCGCGACGCGCGAGCCGUCCUCCGCCGCCGCUCCUCCCCUCCCCGGAGCCGGCCGCCUAGACGGGCGCAUCGGUGAUGCGGCGCUCGAGGAGGCGCUGCGCUGGCUGGGGUGCGAGCCAAACGAGGUGCGCGAGGGCAGCGCGGUCCCGUGGAUGGCUGAGAGCGUGGCGCGCGAGCCGGGCACCGCGAGCGAGGCGUGCGCGGAGGGCGUGUGCGCGUAUGUCUGCGGACCGCCGCGCAUGACCGAUGAGAUCUGCGCCACGCUGCGGCGGAUGGGCGUCGGGCAAGUGCACGCCGAACGAUGGUGGUGAGCGCUGGUGGCACACGCACCGCAAUGCGUCGUCCAGGCUGCCGGGAAAGCCGGGUCUGACUAAAUUUGUUCAGCGCCAGUGCGCGCAGUCCCGUGCCCAGUGUUGUGCGGUCGCACCCCCGGCGCGCUCGGAACCGAACCCUGGGUUCUGACUUUUUGCUGGAGGGUACAAGGUAUGGUAGCGUCCGC